Leucoraja erinaceus (little skate) is the source of this 2890-nucleotide messenger RNA. RefSeq names its product ribosomal oxygenase 1 (gene riox1). The record is from RefSeq and is a predicted model, not a curated record. Gene Ontology annotation, molecular function: histone H3K36 demethylase activity; histone H3K4 demethylase activity. Gene Ontology annotation, cellular component: nucleolus. NCBI's taxonomy places the organism in Eukaryota, Metazoa, Chordata, Chondrichthyes, Rajiformes, Rajidae.
GGACCGCUUGACGUCAUGACGCAGGCGGCGUGUGAACGUGCAGCGAUGGCGGAGCCUCGUGUGUCGGCGUUCUCCGUGUACCGGACCCUGGGGGAUGAGAAGGCCAGUCCCGGCCAGGCCAAUGGAAUUUUAGCAACAAGGCAUGAACAAAAAAAGUAUUUGAAUUUGUCCAGGAGGCGCAGGUUAAUCAAGAAAAAGCGUAAAUAUUUGAAAGAUAAAAUUAUCCCAACAGCUGGCACUCUUGCAGUUGCAGUUGUGAAUGAAUCAACAUUAUUGCAAAAAGACAUGGACUGCACUGAGAAAAAACCUACAGGCCGCAGUGCUAAAAGAAAAAUAAACAGUAAAAGGAUGAAUAAAAUUAAAAGGAUGACGCCAAAGUCUAGGAAAGCUGCUGCAUCCUUCAAUAAUGAUCUGUCAGACCAUUCGCAAAGAAAGAGUACAGCAGCUUCCAGGAUAGAGAUAUCCGGACAACCAUCCAAGAGCAAAGAUGCAAGACCCUGGACAGGACCAACAUUAUCAGUACUUCUGCGGGAUCUACGUCACAUACAAAACAGCAAGGAAAGAGCGGUUAAACUCUUUGAUUGGUUAAUAGCACCAGUUGCUUCAAAAAAGUUUUUCAGUGACAUUUGGGAGAAGACCCCAGCUUUGAUCAGGCGACACAAUGUGAACUACUACAAAGGAUUGUUUUCUUCAGAAGAUUUUGAUAGAAUACUGAGAGAGGACAUUGUUACUUUUGGAGUAAACCUGGAUGUAACAAGUUAUUUUGAUGGGGAAAAGGAAACCCAUACUCCUAAUGGCAGGGCACUACCAGUGGUGGUAUGGGACUUUUAUAAGAGUGGAUGUUCUUUGCGCCUGCUGAAUCCUCAGGUCUUUUCUGGAACCAUUUGGAACAUUCUGUCUAUUCUUCAGGAGGCUUUUGGGAGCAUGGUUGGGGCUAAUAUUUAUCUGACUCCUCCUGGGAACCAGGGAUUCGCACCACACUAUGACGAUAUUGAAGCAUUUGUGAUUCAACUGGAAGGCUCAAAGUCCUGGCGUGUCUAUGAUCCAAGAUCAGCUGAAGAAAUUCUUCCUAGUCUUCCAAGCCGUAACUUUAAUCAGCAGGAGUUGGGCGUUCCUAUUAUGGAAGCCCUACUUGAAGCUGGGGACCUGCUUUAUUUUCCAAGAGGCUUUAUCCACCAAGCACAUUGUUCAUCAGAAUCACAUUCGCUCCACAUCACCAUUUCAACUUACCAGAAUAACUCUUGGGGAGAUAUGCUACGCAAACUUUUUCCAACUGCUUUGGACCUGGCAAUAGAAGAUGAUGUAGAAUUCCGUGAAGGCUUGCCUCUUGAUUACUUGGAGUACAUGGGAGUCCAGAAUUCUGAAAGGGAAGAUGACCCACGGAGGGAAACCUUUACUAAGAAGGUUUACAGUCUAAUGAAAAAGUUAUUCAAAUAUGCACCAAUCGAUGUAGCUGUUGAUCAGAAAGCCAAAGAUUUUAUUCAUGAUUGCCUACCUCCUGUACUUACGAAAGAGGAAGUGGCAUGCACUGUGUACAGUUCACCAAUUCGAUGGAAAAAUGGUGGACCACACAACGCUGUCCUGCAGUUACGAGGAAGUACCCGGAUUCGAAUGCUUCGUAGUAAUAUUGCAAGGUUAUGUGGUGAGAAUGGGAGCAUUUUACUCUAUUAUACAAUUGAAAAUUCCAGAGAAUACCACAAAGAGGAAAGUAAAUGCAUAGAAAUAGAUCCCGAGCUCGCUGAUGGGGUAGAGCUAUUGCUUUGCUCAUAUCCACAAUAUAUAAAGGUUGAUAGUCUUCCAGCUGGAAAUCUUGAUGACAAGAUCUCCUUAGCUGUCGCCUUGUAUGAAAAAGGUCUGCUGAUGACUGAAUAUCCACUCCUACCCAAGAGAGAUUGAUCUGGGAGCUGGGCAUUUUAAAGGACUGUUGCAUCCAGUUAUACACUUAUUUCAUAUUUGCAUAGUUGUUCAUUGUACAAAAUAUUUAAGAUUUGAUUUAAAUAUGAUUUUGUUUCCAGUUUGACUGGUAUUGUCUUUUUUUAUGUAGUUAUAGUUAUUUAAAUUCAAAAUGAAGCAAGAUCACACCACUAUUGAAAAAUGCGCUAUUGACUAGAAUAGAUGUGGUAUGUGGCUCUACCCCAUUGUUAUUGGAGAAGCCUUGGUAUUUUACAGUGCUUUCUAUGUAUAUGUAAUGCAGAACCAUAAGUGAAUAAGAAAUGUGCACAGUAUGCUGAUGAGUAUUGAAUUAUGAUUUUGUGCUGCUGCCACAAGGGGCAGGCAGAAUACUCUGAAAAACUAUUAAAACAAAUUAUGUAACCCACCAUUUUUGGAUUCCUAAUUAUGUGAUGGGUAGAAGUUAGAAUUGUGAAGUGAAUGCCAUAAAUUACUUCCAUGUAUUUGAAAAGAAAACCUAAGUAAGGCCAAAGAGAAGUGAGCCAAAUUGGGAAACACUUCCAUAGGCUGAAUGACCUCCUUCUCCGCUGUACUAUUUGAUUAAACAGAUAUCAGGUAAAAAAGGGGGAGGCUGUUAACAUUCACUGCUAUAUCAGGGUAGGUUUGACUGCAGCCACUAGUGCCUACAUGUGCACUUUAAACAUGGAUAUCCAGAAGUUGCUCUCAGACCCACCCUGCUGCAACAUAGGCUGCAGAAUUGUAAUGUUCACUGACAGCUGCAAUUGAAACAGAAUCAGUGUGGUGUAUUUACCGAGUAUUACUGUGUUAAACAUGCCUGACCAGGUUCAUGCUGAUGUAGGCUUAAGUAAUAGAUUUUUAAAAGACACAAAAGAUUAUUACUUUGAGCAGCUGUUGUUGCUGUGAAAAAUUAAUGCUGUGUCUCAGUUCAUCAAGAAAAUAAAUGCUGUUGAUUUUUUUUAAUUAAAGGUUUAUUUAAGUA